Molecule: messenger RNA, 1806 nt
Organism: Eubalaena glacialis (North Atlantic right whale)
Lineage: Eukaryota; Metazoa; Chordata; Mammalia; Artiodactyla; Balaenidae
Product: cytochrome P450 2W1
Exons: 11
Coding region: 1-1806 (601 amino acids)
Biological process (GO): xenobiotic metabolic process
Cellular component (GO): intracellular membrane-bounded organelle; cytoplasm
Molecular function (GO): heme binding; iron ion binding; oxidoreductase activity, acting on paired donors, with incorporation or reduction of molecular oxygen, reduced flavin or flavoprotein as one donor, and incorporation of one atom of oxygen
Source: RefSeq, a predicted model, not a curated record
AUGCAUGGCGCCCCAGGAGACAGGCCCCGGGGCGAGGGGCCCAGGGGCGCGGAUGGGGUCCCCGCAGCCUCGUGUUGGGAGGAGGCCCAGAGCAGGCCCAGCCACUCCUGGCGCCAGCAGCCCUCCUGCCCCUCAGAGCUCGUUUCCCAAACAGCACCGCCUCCCCUCCCAGCUGGGCCGCCAGGGUUUAGCAGGCCACAGUGCAGCCCAGACGGGCAGGGGCUCGUGAGCCCGGCCGCCGGUCGCCCAGCCCGGCCCUGCCUGCGGGGGCGCAGGGCGGGCAGCGGCCCCGGGAGGGGAGCUGGGGCCUCGCCACCCGCCGUCCGCACGGCCCUGCUGCUCCUGGGGCUCUGGGGGCUCCUCCGCACCUGCACCCACACCCCCUCCCCGGCCCCCCGCUGGCCCCCGGGGCCGCGCCCUCUGCCCCUCAUCGGGAACCUACAUUUGCUGCGUGUGUCACAGCAGGACCAGUCGCUGAGGGAGCUCGAGGAACAGUGCGGGCCAGUGUUCACCGUCCAUCUGGGGCGCCAGAAGACGGUGGUGCUGACCGGCUACGAGGCGGUGAGGGAGGCCCUGCUGGGCACCGGACAGGAGCUGGCCAGCCGGCCCCCCAUCGCCAUCUGCCAGCUCAUCCAGGGAGGCGGGGUAGGCAUCUUCUUCUCCUCCGGGGCGCGCUGCAGGGCCGCCCGCCAGCUCACCACGCGCACCCUCCACGGCCUGGGCGUGGGGAGGGCGCCCGUGGCCGACAAGGUCCUGCAGGAGCCGAGGCGCCUCACGGCGCAGCUGCACAGCUACGGAGGCCGGCCCUUCCCGCUGGCCCUGCUCGGCUGGGCUCCCUCCACCAUCACCUUCAUGCCCCUCUUCGGGCAGCGGUUCAACUACCGCGAUCCCAUGUCCGUGUCGCUGCUGGGCCUCAUUGACGACGUCAUGGUCCUCUUGGGGACGCCCAGCCUGCAGCUGUUCAACAUCUACCCUUGGCUCGGGGCCCUCCUCCAGCUGCACCGGCCCGUCCUGCAGAAGGUGGAGGUGGUGCGGGCCAUCCUGAGGACCCUCCUGGAGGCUCGGCGGCCCCCCGCGCCUGGGCGAGGGCCCGUGCGGAGCUACCUGGACUUCCUGAUCCAGCAGGGCCAGGGGAAAGACCCCGAGGGCCUGUUUGCCGAGGCCAACAUGGUGGCCUGUGCUCUGGAUAUGGUCAUGGCUGGCACGGAGACAACGUCCGCCACGCUGCAGUGGGCCGCCCUCCUGAUGGGCAAGCACCCGAGCGUGCAGGGCUGGGUGCAGGAGGAGCUGGACCGAGUGCUGGGGCCUGGGCGGCCCCCCCGGCUGGAGGACCAGCGCUCCCUGCCCUACACCAACGCCGUGCUGCACGAGGUCCAGCGCUUCAUCACCCUGCUGCCCCACGUGCUGCGGUGCACGGCCUCCGACACCCAGCUGGGCGGCUACCUGCUCCCCAAGGUGGGAGGGCCAGGCACGCCUGUGGUGCCCCUCCUGAGCUCCGCGCUCCUGGACAAGACGCAGUGGGAGACCCCCCGCAAGCUCAGCCCGGGCCACUUCCUGGACGCCGACGGGCGCUUCGUGAAGCGGGCGGCCUUCCUGCCUUUUUCCGCAGGCUGCCGCGUCUGCGUGGGGGAGAGCCUGGCCAGGUCGGCGCUGUUCCUGCUGCUCGCAGGCCUCCUGCAGAGGUACCGCCUGCUGCCCCCGCCCGGCCUCAGCGCCGCCACCCUGGACACCACGCCCGCCCUGGCCUUCACCACGCGGCCGCCAGCCCAGGCCCUGUGUGCGGUGCCCAGGCUGCAGGGCCGCUGA